CGUUGUUUUAUUAACGACUUUCCAUCUUAUCCAGUGGGACCCGCUGCUCUCCAAAGACAAACUCCACGAGUCAGUGCCACCGCAACUCUCCGGUGCGAGUCGGACCGUGCGACGCGUUUAUCUAGUGCGUCUCCUGUCAACAAACGGUGCAUUUUUAUUAUUCCGCCGGGGGAAAACUAAAUCAGUGAGUAAGCAUAUCUGCUUGUGUUAUAAUGAUCUUAACAGGAACGGUCACUGUCACGGCUGCACUGUGAGAUGUUGCUACUGGACCGACGAGUGAGAGCGAGGAACCCGGAGUAAAAUCGCCCACAUGCGCUGGAUCAAUCGCUUGCUGUUCGGAGAUCGGAAUCUGAAGAGGGAAGACGUGAGUUGUAAAUCCUCGCAGGCUGGAAGAUGGCGGAGCGGUACUGUAGCUGGAGGAGGUGGUGUUGAGAGACAAACUUCCAACCGAUUGAGAUUUAUUUGCAAACACCGCGAUCUGGCCUUCAGGACACAUGCAGGCCAAAAAACGAUAUCUGAUCUCACUCUUGACUGGCGCCUUUCUAGUUCUGCUCUUUUACUUUGGAGGGGUGGUCCCUGGUCCGGCGGCCACCGGGUCCAGGAGCCGGCAUGGAUAUAAUCGUCCCGAACAGCCGUGGCCACACUUCUCGGAUCCCUUACAACACUUAAGCCCGUGGGACCACUCGGACACGGAGGACUAUAAUGUGCACAUAUCGCCUAGGCAGAAGAGAGACGUUAACUCGAGCGUUUUCAAGGGCAAAAAGUGCCGCAUGCAAUCAUGCUUCGAUUUCUCCUUGUGUCAAAGGAACGGAUUCAAAGUGUACGUGUACCCGCAGCAGAAGGGCGAGAAGAUCUCGGAAAGUUACCAGAACAUUUUAGCCACCAUCGAGGGCUCUAGGUUUUACACUUCUGACCCUGGUCAAGCGUGUCUGUUCGUCCUGAGCUUGGACACUCUUGACCGAGACCAGUUAUCGCCGCAGUACGUGCACAAUCUCAAAACCAAGGUGCAGAGCUUGCCUCUGUGGAACAAUGGCAGAAACCAUCUCAUAUUUAAUUUGUAUUCGGGCACAUGGCCUGACUACACGGAAGACUUGGGCUUUGACAUCGGUCAGGCCAUGCUGGCCAAAGCGAGCAUCAGCACGGAGAACUUCAGACCCAACUUUGACGUAUCCAUCCCCUUGUUCUCCAAGGAGCACCCAAGGACCGGUGGGGACAGGGGCUACUUGAAAUACAACACCAUUCCACCUUUUAGAAAGUAUAUGUUGGUAUUUAAGGGGAAACGCUAUUUGACCGGCAUCGGCUCGGACACGAGGAAUGCCUUACAUCACGUUCAUAACGCGGAGGAUGUUGUUCUCCUCACCACCUGCAAACACGGCAAAGACUGGCAGAAACACAAGGACGCGCGAUGUGACAAGGACAAUGCCGAGUAUGACAAGUAAGUUCUCAAACUUCUCUUGUUCUCACGUGAACGCAUUGUAGACUUUUCUGAAG
Carassius auratus (goldfish) is the source of this 1491-nucleotide messenger RNA. Its product is annotated as exostosin-1b-like. The transcript has a single exon. The coding region runs from base 495 to 1439 and encodes 314 amino acids. Gene Ontology annotation, molecular function: glycosyltransferase activity. The record is from RefSeq and is a predicted model, not a curated record. NCBI's taxonomy places the organism in Eukaryota, Metazoa, Chordata, Actinopteri, Cypriniformes, Cyprinidae.